GAGAAAAUAGCUAACCCUUGUUUGGGACCUGUCAUUUGCUUAGAAAAUAUGAUAAAAUAAGAAAAACAUCGGUGAUACAGCAAAUUGCUGCACUAGUUUAAGAUGCUAUACAUUCCCUUUAUAAUAUGUCUCAGUUUAAUUUCAGUAAUUUUCGGUCAAGAUGAUUCUUUCAUUGAAGAACUUCUCAUUAAACCUCUAAAUGCUGAUCAUGUUUACAAUCAUUUCCAAUUCACUACCAAAUGGAGUGUUCCAGAUACCGGUUUUUCUUCCCAUUCGAGAAUAUUUCCUAGAAUAAUAGGAGAAUUGAUUGAGAGGUACAAUGUCGAAGAAUUGCAUAUAAGUUUGACAAAUGGCUUAUGGCGCUAUGAGAAAUGGGGGUAUCCUGUUGUUGAUGCAGCACCGGGUGGAGAGGUAUGGGCUUGGUUCAAACCAACAACUACCCACAUUGAUAAAAAUUGGAAAGAAUUAACAGCCUCUCUUUCUGGGCUCCUUUGCGCCUCUUUUAAUUUCAUUGAUCAAACAAAUACAAUAAGUCCAGAAUAUUCACUAAGACCACGAGGAGUUGUAGAUCAAUAUCAUCAAGUGAAUUCUAGUUAUUUGAAAUAUGCUAGUCUACCAAGAGAGAUAGUCUGUACAGAGAAUUUAACACCUUGGAAGAAAUUGCUUCCCUGUAAUGCCAAAACAGGACUUGGUUCACUCCUGAACUCAGGCUAUAUUCAUAAUACAAGGUAUCAUUCCCUAGGACUCAAUCUAAGACGUAUAUGUUCUGAUGAAUAUUGCUCUUCAAUAAGCCUAGAAUUGCAACAAACAGUUUCCUUGGUUUAUGACAGUAAGAUAUUAGGCACCAAGAAUUGGUCACUCAUCAAAUUUUUUGGACAAGGUGUCAUAAAUACGUGUAGCUUAGCUGACUCUAGUACUAUUUUCAUUGAUAUAACCUCUAAUUCAUCUAAUCCUUUCCGGUUAACAGAACAGCCUGAGGAUAUAAUCACAUCAAUUCGAGGGGGAACUGUGGGAAAAUUUGCUAAAUAUCUAGUUAAAGAUAAGGCAUUUUCAGUUGGUGCUAAUUACUUCCCAAAACAAGAAAUAGCUAUUAUGGCACCUCCAGUUCUUUAUGCACAUCAAUAUCUCUCGGGAUAUGGUAAAGAAAUUGGUGGACUGAUUGUUAAGAUUUCAAAUAACCACUGGAGUGAUUUGGAUAUUGUAAUUCUGCAAAAUAUACCUUGGUAUUUGCAGUUAUAUUUACACACUCUGAAAAUAUCUGUUGGUAAUAAAAAAUUGACACCGAUACAACUAAAAUUCAAACCAGGAAAACUAAGGACACGCCAUCAUCAGCUAGAAUUAUUACUUCGUUUACCAUCUAAAUCUGUAACAAUGGUUUCAGUUGACUUCGAUUUCACAUUUUUGAAAUGGCAGGAGUAUCCUCCAGAUGCAAAUCACGGUUUCUAUGUUGGUUCAGCAAUAAUAAGUUGUCAUUUACCUUUAGCUAGAGAUUUUACGGGUUUACCCCAAGAUGGUUCGAUGAUAAGAGAUAGUUUCAAUGCUUCUAGAAAUGGAUAUUUAGUUCAAGUACGCACAGAAACUCUUAUUAUUACUUUGCCUACUCCUGAUUUCAGUAUGCCUUACAAUGUUAUUUGUUUGGCAUGUACUGUUGUAGCAUUAGCUUUUGGGCCACUACAUAAUAUAACAACUAAGAGGUUUAUAUUGAAAGUGAAAGAUGACCAAAAUUUCAUCAAUUUAAUCAAAAAUAAACUAAAGUCAUUAGCAUAUAGACAAAAAGAGGAAAAAGAGUGAUUAUGAGACUUCUGUAAAUUUUAAUACAGUUUGUGUUUCAAUUUAAAAAAAAUCUUUCAGUUAAAUGUAAGUGAUGUAAUUUAUAUUUAAUUCAAAAUAAAUAAUUCAGAUACACUUAAUCAUCAUUAUAGUAAUCCCAAUCAAAUCAAUUCGACAGAGUUCCUUAUGCUGAUGUAUUGUUCUUGAGUUUAUUAGAUUGAUGUUGCACAAGAUUUAAAAGUGUUUGACUACUUUCCAAAAUCUGAAAAUGAAAUAGAGCAAUAAAAUUAA
Messenger RNA from Harmonia axyridis, 2061 nucleotides. It is a transcript of the gene PIG-T, whose product is annotated as GPI transamidase component PIG-T. The record is from RefSeq and is a predicted model, not a curated record. Gene Ontology annotation, biological process: attachment of GPI anchor to protein. Gene Ontology annotation, cellular component: GPI-anchor transamidase complex. The transcript is spliced from 2 exons. Bases 103 to 1791 code for a protein of 562 amino acids. NCBI's taxonomy places the organism in Eukaryota, Metazoa, Arthropoda, Insecta, Coleoptera, Coccinellidae.